CAUGAGCAGUGGACUGGAAGCGGAGAGUUGGCGGCAAGUUCAGGCAUGUUACUGCAGAAAGUAGCUUAUAUUGCGGCUACAGGACUCAGGAUUAACUGGUCACUUUAACACGGUUCACUCAGUCAACCUGGAGCUACCGGGAGGUUUCACAGUGCGACAUUUGUAGCUCUACAUGAGUUGAAUCUGCUGAGAGGACACCAUGCCUUCACUGAGUCUGAACGGAGUGACAGUCAGCUUCCCUUUCCCUCCCUAUGACUGUCAGAAGGACUACAUGAGCAAAGUGAUCGAGUGUCUUCAGAAGAAGGCCAAUGGGGUCCUGGAGAGUCCCACAGGUACUGGUAAAACCCUGUGCCUGCUGUGUGCCACCUUGGCCUGGAGAGAGAACUUCAAGGACACCAUCUCUGCCCGCAAGAUAUCGGAGAGGCUUCAAGGGGAGGAGAUGUUCUCCAAAACACCCCUGUCCUCCUGGGGGACAGCUGCUACAGACGGAGACACACCAACCUUCUACACUGAUGUUCCCAAGAUCAUAUAUGCAUCCAGGACCCACUCUCAGCUGGCACAGGUUGUCAGUGAGUUAAAGAACACUUCAUACAGCCCAAAGGUGUGUGUGCUGGGAUCCAGAGAGCAGCUGUGUAUCAACCCUGAAGUGAUGCGUCAGGAGAGCAACCAUGUCAAGGUCCAUAUGUGCAGAUCAAAGGUUUCCACCAGGUCGUGUUGCUACUACAAUAAUGUUGAAGAGAAGAGCACAGACAGAGAGCUGGUCAACUCCAUCCUUGACGUGGAGGACUUGGUCAAAUAUGGCAACAAGCAGAGGGUCUGUCCGUACUACCUCUCCCGUCACUUGAAGCAGCAAGCAGAUGUUGUUUUUACUCCGUACAACUACCUGCUGGAUCCAAAGAGCCGCAGAGCACACAACAUCGAGCUGAACGGAGCAGUGGUCAUCUUUGAUGAAGCUCACAAUGUGGAGAAGACGUGUGAAGAAACGACAUCGUUCGACCUGACUCCCUAUGACAUAGCCUCAGCCAUCACUGCUGUGGACAGGCUGCUGGCGGAGAAGGCUAGAGAGGCCAGCCAAGAGGCAGUCCCUGAAGACUUCAAUGUAGAAUCCCUCAACUCUGGUUUAAAAGUGGAUAUAACCGCCGUUGCUAAAAUCAAACAAAUCCUGCUGGACCUGGAAUCUGCCAUUGAUGCCUAUGACGUUCCAAGUGAAAAAGGCAUUACGAAACCUGGAAUCUUCAUCUAUGAGCUGUUGGAGCGAGCCCACCUGACCUACGAAAGCAAGACUGCUGUUUUUGAGGCUCUGGAGCAGAUCACUGGAUACCUGGCAGGACAGCCAGGAGUAUUCAUGAACACCAGUGGACUGCAGAAGCUGACUGAUGUCAUACAGCUGGUGUUCUGUGGUGAACCAUCAGAAAAAGCCAAGGACAGACAGCAGCAGAUGGAGACUAACACAGCUCACUUUAAGGUUCACAUCCAUCCAGACACCAGCCAUCACAAGAAAACACAAAACACUGAUGUGUGGGCUUCAUCUUCAUCUUCAUCAAAGAAACAAGGUAACGUUCUGAGUUACUGGUGCUUCUCUCCUGGCUACAGCAUGCAGGACCUGGUGAGGCAAGGUGUUCGCUGCAUCAUUCUGACCAGUGGUACCCUCUCCCCCCUGUCCUCUUUCACCUCUGAGAUGAGGAUACCGUUCCCAGUGAGUCUGGAGAACGGCCAUGUGAUCGAGCGGGACCAGAUCUUUGUUGGCAUCAUUGAGCGAGGUCCUGAUGAAGUCAGGUUAAGUUCAGCGUUUGAUAGAAGAUUCCUUCCUGAAAACAUGUCGUCUCUAGGCAACACUGUUGCCAACCUGAGCCGUGUGGUCCCUCAUGGUCUCUUGGUGUUUUUUCCAUCCUUCCCUUUAAUGACAAAAACCCUGGACUUCUGGAGAGCUAACGGACAUGCAGAUCGUAUCGAGAACGUUAAGCCCAUUUUUGUUGAGCCUAAAGGGAAGGGCACCUUUACUGAGGUUAUUGAUGGAUAUUACAACAAAGUCAAUGAUCCAACAUCCAAAGGAGGAAGCUUCUUUGCUGUGUGUCGAGGAAAGGCUAGUGAAGGUCUGGAUUUUGCCAACACCUUUGGUCGAGGUGUCAUCAUCACCGGCCUUCCUUUCCCUCCCAGGAUGGACCCCCGCGUCAUCCUGAAGAUGCAGUUCUUGGAUGAGAUGAGUCGGAAGAAAGCUCCCGGCUUGACGUACCUGUCUGGGCAGCAGUGGUACAAACAGCAGGCUUUCAGAGCAGUGAACCAGGCCAUCGGGAGAGUCAUCCGCCACAAGGAGGACUAUGGAGCCAUCCUGCUGUGUGAUGAAAGGUUUAAGAACACUGAUGCCAGGGCCCAGCUUCCGUCAUGGGUCAGGCCUUAUGUGCGUCUGUAUGCCAGCUUUGGGAAUGUAAUCCGUGACAUCUCUCAGUUCUUCAGGGUGGCUCAGAAAAUGAGGCCUUUUGUAGAGAAGGAGGCUGCAGCAGAGACCUGUGAGAAAAAGUGCUUACCAGACACUCAGCCCUCUGACUUCACUUCCUGCCCGCCCUCCCAAAGCUCCAACACCAAGAAGGCCAAGGUGCUGGACGCCCAUCUCCCCAGCCUGAAGAGGAGGAGACUCAAUGAGUAUACCGGAGCCAACGGGAUGGCCAGGAUCUGUGUUGAGUAUGAGUGUGAGGUGCAGGAGAGUCAGAAGAAACCCGUCAACCUGCUGGAGGCUCUGGAGCGAGGGGACCAGUACGGUGGAGACAAUGAGGAGGCUUUAGUGGGAGAAGAGAAGGCGAACCGUUUGUCCACGAUGUCUCUUCGGUGUGACAAGAGGAUGGAUGAUGAACUGCGGGGAGGAAAACGUAAAAUCAAGUUGGUCCAAAAGCAGAACUCAAGUGUGUCGGAGGAUGUUUCUGAGGAAGGAACCUCCAGCAAGGUGAAGAGUUUCCUGGCUGGGAUGAAGAAGUCUCUGAGCCAGAGCAGCUUUGACAGCAUUAUUCAGGCUCUACAGACCUACAAGAAGACUGACAGCCUGGACGUCCUGCUGGCUGAGGCCGCUGUCCUAACUCAGGACGCUAAUACUCACAGUCUGCUGAGGGGUCUCUACCAGUUUGUCCGCCCACAUCACAAACAGAGGUUUGAUGAGAGAUGCCAGGAGGUGACGGGGCAGGGCUGUGGAUACAAACCUCACCACUCUCUGUCUGUGGCUGAGAAGAAAGCUCUGACGCAGCACAGCGCUGCAGCCAGUCAGCCUGCUGAGGCUCCAACCUGCUCCAGAUGGACGUCUACCUGCAGUCAGCUGAACACACAGCAGCUCAACAAGGGAGGACACCACCUGAACCAGACAGCAUUAAGAGAACCUCAGACUGGUGCAGCCAGUCAGCCUGCUGGGGCUCCAACCUGCUCCACGUCUACCUGCAGUCAGCUGAACACACAGCAGCUCAACAAGGGAGGACACCACCUGACCCAGAAAGCAUUAAGAGAACCUCAGACUGGUUCUGCUUCAAAGAGUGAUGUCCCCGCUGCCUUUCUGGCUGAUGUGAAAAAAGCUCUGGGAGCAGAAAAGUCUGCGCAGCUCUUUCAGGCCAUUCAGAACUACAAGAAGACAGACAACUAUGAAGAGCUGGUGGCCACAGCGCUGAGCCUAUUCACAGAGAGAGACGAGGACUUCAGCCUUCUAGCCAGAUUUGCCACGUUUAUUCCUGCUCGCCAUAAAAAGCAGUACAGAGAAAUGGUGGAGGCUUUGAUGGGUGCGUCGGUCUCUGCUGCUGAUGUUCCUGCUGUAAGUGAAGCCCAGCAGAGUCAAGCUUCAUCAUCACUUCCUUUAAAGGCGCAAAGCAAGAUUUCCUGUUUUUUCUCCAGCAGCCAAAGAAAGUAGAAUCUGAGGUUCAACACUGUAUGAAUAUCAAACUGAUCAUAACUGCUGACUAAACUAUGAGCGGCCCGACUCUCUGGGCUUUGUAAUGUAAAUGUAAAUCAGGCAGUAUUCACCUAUUCUGAAUGUCAUGAAAAUGUAAUGCAGAAGUAUUGUUUAUGUUAUGUUUUUAUAUUUAUUUAGCGUAUUAAAUUAAUAAAAGACCCAGUGGCUUUGUGUUAUGUACCAGCAGGGCUGUACCUGCUCCAUAAUGUAGCCAGGUCAUCACAGGUCGAGUUGUAUACCUGACAAACGGUCUGAACACAACCUGUAAGUAAACAGUAUCACCACUAGUUCUAGCAUUAGGACAUUAGUUCAUCCUGUCACCGUGCUGGCUACAGGACAGACUCCACUACGUACGCCUCUUUGAGGGUUCAUAAUAACAUCUGCACAGAUGUGAAGCCAGACACUCUAAACAUCUGAAUGAUCAAUAAUAAAAGCUAUAUGCUUGCA
Messenger RNA from Centropristis striata (black sea bass), 4369 nucleotides. It is a transcript of the gene rtel1, whose product is annotated as regulator of telomere elongation helicase 1. Gene Ontology annotation, biological process: DNA recombination; telomeric loop disassembly; regulation of double-strand break repair via homologous recombination. The transcript is spliced from 34 exons. NCBI's taxonomy places the organism in Eukaryota, Metazoa, Chordata, Actinopteri, Perciformes, Serranidae. Gene Ontology annotation, cellular component: nucleus. Bases 200 to 3880 code for a protein of 1226 amino acids. The record is from RefSeq and is a predicted model, not a curated record. Gene Ontology annotation, molecular function: ATP binding; hydrolase activity, acting on acid anhydrides, in phosphorus-containing anhydrides; DNA binding.